Molecule: messenger RNA, 32669 nt
Organism: Podarcis lilfordi (Lilford's wall lizard)
Lineage: Eukaryota; Metazoa; Chordata; Lepidosauria; Squamata; Lacertidae
Source: the annotation of a GenBank genome assembly
CCCUGUCGGCAGCGGCAGAGGGUUGUCACCCUUUUCCCCUUCCCUCUUUUCUUUCCCCCCCUUGUCCUCCCUUCACAGGUCGCGAGGCGAGAAUAGCGGCGGAGCAGCACGAGACGCCGAGAGGGAGCGCGAGGGAGAAGAAGAGAGAGCUCGCUCGCUCGCGCGGGGGGAGAGGGAGGCAGCGCGCGAACGAGCGCGAGAGGCCGGACGAAGGGAGGAGGAGGGGGGCCGCCGUCGCCGCGCGUGCGCCCCCUGAGAGAAAGGAGGAGGAGGAGCGGGUAGGAGCAGGUGACGCGAGCGAGCGGGAGGCGGAGAGGGGAGCGCGCGAGCCCCUCCGCUGGUGAGGGGCGGCGGGGGGAGGGGGGGAAGGAGAACGCGCGCGAGUGACGGGUGCGUUGUGGGGGGGGGGCGGGGGAGGAGAAGGCCUCGCGCGGGAGGGGGAGGGAGCAGGAGGGCGCCUUGGGUGGGCGGGGCCGGGGCACCUGAAGGGAGGGCAGGAGCCCCCAAAAGGGCAGAUGGGGUUGUAAUUGGAGAGAGGGGUUUGGGGAGGGGGCAGUUUGUGUGGGGAGGCACGAGGCACUAUGGGUGUUUUGGGGGGGGGAGAGAGGCCUUUUUGAGAAGGGGGUCCUGGGAGGAAGGCCUCUCCUCCUCUCCCUCCUCCAGCUGACCAGGCUGGGCGCCCAGGGGGUAUUGGCAGGGGGUGGGGGUGUCUGACUGAGGGUCUGAAGUUUUCUCCUCCGCCCCCGCUGGAGGCAUGCAUUUAGGAAGCGAAACGAGCCUCCACAAAACAACGGGAGGAGGCGUGGUGUGGAAAGAAGGGCCCUUUGGGUGGCAUCCGAUGCUACAGAAUAGAAGAGGAAUAGAAAAUUCCUAUAGGGAAAGGGGCAUUUUGAGGGGCAGGAGAACAUCUGACGAGGGAUGGUUUUUUUGGGGGGGGUGAGAGAAUCAAAUUGUUUUGAGGGGUUCCGUUAGCAGCAAGGCAGAGUGAAACGGUCCAUGGAGGGUGAGGUUGAAAGGGAAGGAUGAUCUGACAGGGUUUGAAGAGGGGAAGGGGGAGAAGGGAGAUCUCCACCGAUUGGCUGGAUGGUAGAAAUGGGCGAUGUUGCAGAGAUCUCUGUGAGGAAUAGAUUUUCCAUAUCUGCAUGACUCUGUGAAAGAUGAAGAUGGGCAGAGAGAAUGGGAGAACUGAUGGAUGUAGAGAGAGAGAGAGCACUCCCAUUGACAAAUGGGAACAAUUAGCUCAGGAUGGCUUGGAGAGAAGUUGAAAAAGGUCGAGAUAAAUUGUAAAGCUUAGAGGUAAGGACUUUAGAGGAUAGAGGAGGAAUACGAAAGUUAGGAAUAUUGAAAUGAGCGCUUACUCAAAAUGGCGGGACAACAGGUAAACCUUGCAAUGUUUUAACUGCAAAGGAAAUUAGAGGUGAAGACUGUGAGGCACAGAGAACAUCUCAGAAUGACAAAAACUUAGACAGGGAAAAUAAUUCUUAGGGCAAGCCUUUUUAUGAGGAAAUCUGUUGAUGGGGAGGAGCCAAAUAUGCAGAGGAAGAUGAUUAUUGAUAUAGUUGAAGAAUAGGGGGGAAAACUUUGAGGGUAGACCCCAGCAGGACAGGAGGCUGUGGAUUUCGUAAUCCCACUUUGAGAAUUUAAUUUACAGUAUGCAAUCUUCCUAUAGCUGGAGGCAUCUGAAUUCAGAUUGCUUCAUCUUGCUUUAUUUUAGUUUUCGGGUAAUGCAAUGUUGCAUAAUUUUGGUUAAUUUUUAAUUUGUGAACAUAAGUAACUUUUCCUCUUAAGUAAGGAAGAAUACAUGUCACCAGGGGAUAGAAUUGGGAGUCCUGAUUCCCAGCAUUCCCUAUUCUAACAUGCCAUCUGUCUUCCAAGGAAGUCUUUUUAUUCUACUGCCUGAGAAUGUUUCAUUAUGCAAAUUCGUAUCCAUCAUUUGCUUGUUUUUUUACAUUCACUUUUUGUACUUUCUUCCUAGUUUCCCAAGUGUUUUGUUUCACAUUAUGGACUGAACCAACUCCAACCAGGCUUUAUUGCGAAGGAAGAAAAAACACACAGCUGUAAUAGCUUGACCACAGACGAGAUAAUCCACAACAGGUACAAUUUUAUUCCUGCCUUUUACUUUCAUGCAUUCCCUUUGUGCUGAACUUAUUUGGAGAUCUAUAUUUCUGUUCUUAUGCAAUGAGCACGUUGCAAGGUUAAAAUUGCUGGGCUUCUCAAAUUUGCAUUAUACUUGGAGAGGGCAUGUGGUUCUGGUAAUUAUAUUCUUCAUAUUCGAUAGGAGGUUGAAUAUGAAUAAGGGCAGGAUAAUGUAUUAAAUUAACAUUUUUCAAAUAUGUAAAAGGGGCAAAAAUAAAUUUGAGGUCAGACCAAGAGAUUUAUCAAGGUGAUGCUUUUCAGGCAUCAACCUCAGUUAUUUCAGUUAUGGCGCAUUCAGGGGGUAUAUUAUUAAAGGAGGCAUAUGUGUGAAAAUAAUUUGCACAGGGUAAUUAUUAUAAUUUUGUCCCCUUGCUCCUAUUUUAGCAAAGCUGUUUGCCACCAGUGUGGCAAUUCUAAACUAGGACUGGGUUUGCUCUGUGCUUUAAAAAAAAAUUCUGCUCCAAGAAAAGCUAAACUCUGGUCCCUCUAUAAAUUAUUUGUCAGAUUAUUGUAAAUAGUGGCCAUUACACCGCUACAAAUUUGGUCCAGUUGCACAAGUUACAUCAUUUCUCUUAUUUUGCAUAAUUUAUUCUACUAUUCAUAUUUUAGGCAUGGGAGGAGCAAGGCUAAAAAUGUCUCAUUUUAGUAAUUCAAAAUCUUAUUCAGACAACUCACUAAGAUUGGAGCAGGGACUGCCUGCAUGCUAUCAAGCAUUUCUUCAUACUUGUGUAUUUUUGCUAUUGCUUUAGAAGAAUUUAUAAACUACUUAAUCAAAGAAUCCCUAAGCAGUGUAAUGAAAUAAUUUAAAACUGUUAUCUGUAUCAAGUUGAAAAUUUAAAAACAAAAUUUAAAAGCAAAAUGUUAAAACAGGUAUAUGUAACUUGUUAACAUGUCCAAGUAAAAUUGCUAACACACAAAUAUUUUUAGGAGGUAUCUAAAACAGCUCAACAAGGAUGCUUUAUAAUCACAAGGAACAGAAGCUUGCUUUUUAAAAAAAUCUGCACUAUAUACCACAGCUUUUGUUCCAUGCGAUCUUGCAGAACUGUAGCAGGUUCACAGUCCCUGCAAUAAAGCUCUGCAAAUCAAAUCCAGGAAGCCCAAUCUGAGUAUGUAUGUAAUUCAUCUCACUUUAAAAGUGGCCAAUUUAAUAAAAGUUUUAUAAACAACAACAACAACAAUUUAUUAUUUAUACCCCGCCCAUCUGGCUGGGUUUCCCCAGCCACUCUGGGUGGCUUCCAACCAAAUAUUAAAAACAGUACAGCAUCAAACAUUAAAAACUUCCCUAAACAGGGCUGCCUUCAGUUGUCUUUUAAAAGUAAAAUAGUUGCGUUCCACAGGGCAGGCACCACUACCAAGAAGGCCAUCUGCCUGGUUCCCUGUAACCUCACUUCUUGCAGCGAGGGAACUGCAAGAAGGCCCUUGGCGCUGGACCUCAGUGUCUGGGCUGGACGAUGGGGGUGGAGAUGCUCCUUCAGGUAUACAUGACUGAGGCCAUUUAGGGCUUUAAAGGUCAGCACCAACACUUUGAAUUGUGCUCGGAAGUGUUGUACGGAAGCGUAAAAUGGACAGCCAAAUACCUUUGUGCAAGUCACUGAGCUUGUGCAAUACAGUAAUAGCCCUGGCGAUAGUAAAUGGAUUAUGGAGAAGAGGUACAGUUGUUCAGGCAGUUUAAUAUUAAACCCUCUUCUAGUUCUGGGAUAUACAGGCGCAUCUGCUGGUGGUGACUAUUCUGGGUUCAAAGGUGUCUACUUCAGAAAUGGCCAGGAGUGGGCUCCUUUGUUAUUGUUAACUCUUUCUCAUAUUAGUAAUCAUAUUAUUUAAUGCACUGGUUCCAUUUCUACUGCUCUAGGGUAAAUGAGUCAGAAUGGAUCAGGAAGGUGGGGGUGACUUCCAGAAAACCCCUAACUUCCAGUGGAGAAACUACAAGCUCAUCGUUGACCCAGUGCUCAAGCGGGCCCCGCACAAGGUCUACCGCUAUGAUGGAGUACAUUUCAGCACUAAUGUAAGUGGACAGAUUCUUAUUUGGAUGGAGUUGGGGAGGAUUUGUUUGAGCUGUGCUGAGAAAGUGAGGGUGGUUCUACCUUUCCUGCUGUGUAAUAUCCAUUGGUCGUUCCAAGUACCCACUUUUUUCAUUUGUGUUCUCAAGUUUUAAAACUCUCUGCUUCUCCUGCUCUGUCAGUGUACUGUGUUCGGGGUGGGUGCAUUAUUAAUUUUUUGGUGUUCUGUUGAUUCUGGGUGGACAGCAGAAUCCAAGGCACUGUUGCUCAGAUUGUGUGAUGGGUCAGUUCUAUGCCACACAGUCCCUAGAUUACUUGUUUUGUGCACCUCCUCCUCCUGGUUGUCACAGGGUCCCUAACCCCAGCUUCCGUACAAAUUUCUGUGUCCUUGUGCAUUGGGGCUCUAGAGACUGGAUAUUUGAAUGCAGCGAUCUGAAUGCUUUGCAGAUCUCUGAGCAGGGCUGAUGCCUAAAAUUUUGAUGUUGGCUUCUGAAGAAUUGAAGCUGCCUUUUAGGAGUUCUAAAUAAGUUCAUUUCCAUUUUUGGCAUUGGUUGUUUUUUAACAUGGAACGUACAGAGUGCUGUCAGGAAACAUGGCAGGUGGGUUUUGUGUGCUGAUGGCUACUGAGAGAACAGUGGUGUGAGAGGUGAACAGGGAAAGGAAAUAUGCCUGUGGCUCAUGGGGCACCUACUGAGGGAUUUUUGAAGGUGUAGCAGCCUCCCCAAAGGGUGGGAAUGAGGAGGGGUGCUUUGACUGUAGAGGAGGCCAGGUGUACCUGGGUUUAUGAACUCCUUUGGCUCUUGUUUCACCUCACAGCAAGUCAGUCACCACUUUUUCAGUGCCACUGGAAUAACUGGGACUUGAGCAAUUAAGACCCAUUGAAACAAAUAGGAACUUAAGUGGCUUAACUUUCCCUGGGUUGCACCUAUAGAUUCUCUGGCUUUAAAAUGAUUAUAACAGUGCAAAUAAAAAUGUUUAGGUUGGUUUAUGGCUAUUUUAUGAAUGAGUUUCCUUAUUAGCAGUAGCAAUAGAAAAUGAAAAAGGCAUUUGAUUUAGAUCUCUGUCAGACAUUGCUGGCAUAGUGUUAAAGAAGAGAAAGCUUUUGGUGGUCUCCAGGUCAAAUUCUUUGUAUCCUAUAGUGUUAUUGCAAAUUAUGAAUGUCAGUACAGACAACAGACACCUGCCCCAGUUCAAGCAAGACACAAUUGGGCUUAUGUCUGUUGGCUAACAUUUGAUUUGACUUCUGCUGUUUUUAAUAUUAAUAAAAUGUUUCAUUUUAAAAUUGGUUUCUAAAGUCCUUAGUAGUUCUUAUUUUAGAGUUGUCAUUAAACUCUCCAACAAUAUUUGGUUCCAUUUUAAUUUCCUCUUAGAAAUGACGAUGGGCCUUGUAGCAUUGGAACAGUUUGAAGAGCAUAGUCUAUGUCUCUUGGGUUGCCUCCCAUACUUGAAAAAAUUAUUUCUUAAUCGUUAACCCACCUCUGAGGCUACCUUUGGUUGUUUGGUCCAUUACUUGUUGGUUAUAGAAUAAUUUCUACUGCUUAACUUUCAUUGUUUUCCUGUGCACUGUAAAAGCAAGAUCUAUUGAAAUCAAUGGAACUUAUUCCCACAUAGCAUGUGUAGAUUGUACUGUGUUAUGCCCACUUUACAGACAGAGAUUGAGACUGAAACAACCUGUUUCAAAUAUGAUUUCCUCCCAAAACCACUAUAGUACUUGGAAUUUGGAAUAUAAGGACUAAAAUCUCUUUUUAGCCCCCUUUGCUAAUCUGCUGUCUGUUUUGGAAAGCUGUUUGUUUGCUAUGCAUUGGGGUGCCUCUUAAGCUAUUGCAACCAAAUUUUGCGCAGUGGUUUCUGACAUCAAGGAAUAGGUUUUUAUCUAUGUUUGAAUGCCAUUGGAUGCCAUUUUGAAUCAAGAUGGCAAACUGAACCUUUCAGAGCUGCCAUAUUCUGCCUUGGUCAGACCAUACCUGGAGUCCUGGGUCCAGUUCUGGGCACCACAGUUUAAGAAGGAUAUUCACAAACUGGAACAUGUGCAGAAGAGGGCAACCAAGAUGAUUAAGGGUCUGGAGGAACAGUUAAGGGAGUGGGGAAUGUUUAGCCAGGAAAAGAGACUGAGAAGGGAUAUGAUAGCCAUCUUAAAAUAUCUAAAGCAGAGCUUUCCAAACUGUGUGUUAAUGUGUCAUGCAAAUGUACCCUGCGCUCCUGCCUGGACUGGAAAGGGGUUAGUUUAACCUCUGGUUUGCUAGGAAACUGAAUUACCAUGUCGCGAAAUGAUGCAUGUCUAAAACGUGUGUCACCAAUGUGAAAAGUUGGGAAAGCUCUGGUUUAAAGGACUGUCACAUGGAGGAUGGAGCAAGCUUGUUUUCUCCUACUCCGGAGGCUAGGACUCGAACCAAUGGAUUCAAGACAGCAGAUUCUGAAUAAACAUCAGCUGGAACUUUCUAACAGUAAGAGCUGUUCAACAGUGGAACAGACUCCCACAAGAGGUGGUGAACGAUCUCCUUCCUUGGAGGUUUUUAAGCAGAGGUUGCCUUCUGCAGAGGUUGGAUGGUCAUUUAUCAUGUAUGAUCUAGUUAAGAUAUUCCUUCAUUGCAGGGAUUGGACUAGAUGACCCUCAGGACCCUUUCAACUCUAGGAUUCUGUAACUUUGGCCACUGAUUUCACAACUACACUGAUUUUUUUAAUUUUACGAAAUUCCCAAGCAACACCUGGCAUGAGGCUUCCAGCUUUAAAUGUUUGGUGCUAAAAUAGUAAGCCUGCGGUCAUAAAUACACUUGCAGUGAUUCCCAUCUAGCUCUGUGGAACUCAGGCUUUGACAACUGGGCUGUAGGAUGUGUGCCUAUUGUUGUUUACAUGUACCUCAAGCUCUAAUAAAAUAUUGUUAUUCUAGUCCUUCCGUUAAUAUAGGAGACAAAUGUGAAAACAGACGCCUGAUUCACGCAGCCCCCUCUCCUCCUUAAACUUUCUUAGGCUCCUGAUGUCAGUCACAGCUCUGGCAUCAUGUCUCACCAAUGUAAUGAGCACAAAAUCCAAAAGAUUCUACACGCUGAGAGCGUAGCUCCUUCUUGAAAUAUUCUGAUCAUUGCAGCCAAAGGAGUAGCUGUGUCUUCCUCUGUUUACAGUCCCGUUUUUUCCUGCAUAGCAUGGCAACAUUUGAUGUGCUUAGUUUCACUUUUCUUCUAGCCUGAGAGUCUGCUUCCCUUGUAGCUGUUGCUUUGUUUGAAAAUUCCCCUAAGCAACAGAAGAAGCAGCUGUGACAAAGACACAGUUCAAAGCUAUAGAGAGCCUGGGGGCAGGUGGACAGGGGAGAGAAAAAGGUGCUGUGUUUGAAUCUAUGAUGAAUUGAUGAUUUGGGUCAUGUUUGUUCAAAUAAGCAUCAAUGACACUGGGAGUCAGCCUUAAAAUUCCAUAAAAGAAUAACAGUUUGUAGCACUCGGACCCAUAAUUGCCCAGAAUCCCCUCCCCCUUCUGCUCUAAUAAGGUUUAUUGGAAAUAUGCUUAAUGUAACUUGGUGAAAUUUACUUCCAAAUAAGUCACUUUGGGUUGGGGUGGAAGUGAAGCUGAGUAUGAUGGCCAUAGGCACACCUGGACUGACCUCUAUUUCUACUACUAAUUGUGCAUACAGUACUGUUAAUUUGCAGAAUUCCGCCCCCCCCCCCAUGUUUGUCUUUAUCAGGAGGAUAAAGUGAGGGAAGAUCACUAUUCUCAUUGAUAGAUGAGAGGAACUUGUUCAAGUCUAUAAAAUGAAUCCAUACAGAGGUGGGACUUCGGUUCACCUCAAAAUUCUAAAUCUGCUCUACACAGUUUUUUUAUAGCAUUCCUCAAGAGCAGCCACUAGUGUAUCUCACUCACUUGAGCCCAGAUAUAGACAUGUUUAUUGCUUAUAUUCUGGGAGCAGCUUAGAAGGAAAUUUGGCUGAUCACACCAGAGCCACAAGUCCACAUGUAGAGCCUAAAUGAGAAGAAUUAUCAUCUUUUUUCCCCAUUGCAAAUGGCAAAUCACCAUGAAACGCUAUGGAGCAGUCCUUAAUAACUGGAAACAUACACAAAGUCCUAAUGUACAUUAUUGCCUUUUAAAAUACUUUUUCCUAAAUCUUCCCAUGCUUUGCUUGUUUUGUAUUAACGUCUUCUUUUCACCUGGAUUCAGCCUUUUAAUGAACAUUACAGCUAAAGUAUUCAUUUUCGUUUCGUAUCAUAUCUGGGGCUCUUACUUUUUUCUGGUUAAUCCAGAUUAAUUGCUGCUUGAAUGCUUGGAGAACUUUACUGGGGUAUGAUUCUCCAGUGUUCAAGCAGUGCUGCAGAGAAUCAUAGUGUGUGAUCUGCAUCCUGUCCCAGUUGUCUUGCUGCCUUUCCCCUGAGAACCCAGAAACCUUCAACAUAGGCCAAGGCUGGAGAACAUGUGGCCCUCCAGAUGUUGUCAGACACCAGCUGCUGACCACCUGAGCCAGCAUAGUCAGUGACGCUGGGUGGAGUUCCAUUCCAGCAGCACCUGAAGGGCCACAAGUUCCCCAUCCCUCAUCCUAGUCUCCAAUUGUAUUUCAUUUUUGUCAAGUAUUGGGGCAGAACCAGUGUUCGAAACUCCCAUUGUUCUUGGUGCAUUUUGUGACAUGGAAUUUCAUUAGCACGAGCAGUUUCUGAGCUUAGUACUGCGCCUAAGAUUUCAGAUUAAAACUGCAGAGUGGAAGGAAAGGAGGACCUUUUUCUGCCUCCGCACUUCCAGCUACUCUCUAAAGACUGGAGAAGAGACCCUCUUAAUAGUAUUAAGGGGUGGGCAGGGGAAGGACUACACCAUGUGAAAAUUGAAAAAAAGAUUUUAGCUGCAGUUCAUUCAUUUUAAGCUUUGUAUUCUUGUUAUAAAAAAGCAUGCCUAGACAUUCUCUUGUUGCGCCCAUAACCUAGGUUUAAGGUGCCAUUUAGCUCCUAGCUUUCAUAUCUCAGUUUCUAACACUGGGCAGAACCAAGAAGCACUUUUUUAUUCCAAGGUGUUCUGUUUCCUGUAAAGGCUUUUUGCAUUGUUAAUGCCUAACAAAAUCUCUUCUCAAGGAUUCGGGCCACGCUCCUGUGGGUGAUGUGCGGGAUCCCAGACGCAGGAUAUGGUCCAAGAACAGAGACAUUUCCCUCCCUGUCCCAAAGUUUAAGGUAAGCUACACCCCACCUGAUCAUGUAUCCUUCUCCAAGUCUUCCAAAUCCUCAGCACAGCAUUGCUGCCACAUCUUCCUUACCUGGAAGCCUGGUAAAUGUUCAGGAGUGGCCAAGUGUAUAGCUUUAACCCUAAAUAGUUAACCUGGGAUUUGCUUACAUUUCUGGCCAUCUUGAGGAAAAGAUAGCUUGUGGGAAAUCUGGUAAUUGAGUGUGUGAAGUACAAAUAUAUGUCCUGAUCUGCCUUGACCUUGGGGCUAAAAGACAGCAAUUGUGUCUUGGAGAGAAAAGUUAUUGAAUUCAAUCUUAAGAGGAGAAAUGUGAUGGAAGGGAGGUUUGGGAGUGCAGGAGAAGAGGAAUGGCAAAGAAAACUGCUUGUCUUUUCAUUCUUGUACUCAUUGCUGAGUUCUUUGAAUAUGUUGUUGUGAAAUGUCAGUGGAUAAUGAAUCUGUACCUCCACAGGGAAAAGCUGGGUUCAAAAAACAGUUGAAAAUUCUUCAAAGGGGAAAAAGCUCCAGAAUUUGCCUUCGUAAUAAACUGGGUAGAUUAAGAAUAUCUAAAGUUCAUUGACUAUAACAAAUUGUCUGGAUUCAUGCAGAUAUGGCGAUUUUGUCUUGGGAAAUUGCUAUGGUGGUAGUGGUGGGCAGGGAAAUGGUGUGUGUUUGAGGUUAUCUUGUCUUGGGUGGAAUUUGACAAGCAUAAAAUAGGAGGUUCAGGAAUCUUGAAUGCACUGAUGAAGGGUCCACCCAGCAGUUCUGCAAUCUCUGAACCUCUGUUGGCAGCCCAUUUUAAAGCUUUUGCUGACUAUCCAGAGCACUGGAUGAUAUUUCUUAAUUAUUGGGGUGGGGGUAUGCUCUUUGGCAAUUGAUUUAGCCCCCUCGCCCCAUCUCCCCUUUUGUUUCUUCUGCAGCUGGAUGAGUUCUAUGUGGGUCAGAUCCCUCUGAAGGAGGUGACCUUUGCCCGGCUCAAUGACAACAUCAAGGAGCCCUUCCUGGCGGACAUGUGCAAAAAAUAUGGAGACAUUGAGGAGAUUGAGAUCCUCUACAAUCCGAAGAACCGCAAGCACCUGGGCCUGGCCAAGGUGCUCUUCACCAGCACAAGGGGAGCCAAGGAAACAGUCAAGAACCUGCACAACACUUCUGUCAUGGGCAACAUCAUCCAUGCUCAGCUCGACAUCAAAGGUGCUUGUCCUUCUCCGGCCAUACUCUCGGUUCAGUCUUGCCGCCUCUGAUUCAGAGUAGUUCCCCUUUCCAAUAAAUGGCUUUUCUCUCCACAGGUCAGCAGCGAAUGAAGUAUUACGAACUGAUUGUGAAUGGCUCCUAUACACCCCAGACUGUCCCCACCGGAGGCAAAACACUCAAUGAGAAGUUCCCAGCGGACUCGGUGAGUUUGCUAAAGUCUCACAUUUGAAUUGUCCAGGUUUAGGGCCACUUUUCCACAGGAAGCCUCACCGAAGGAUUUUCUUCUGUGUCCAGGAUAUGAUCCUCAUUCCUGAUAAAAAAAAUAGCCAUCCUUUGAUUCUCUUCCCCUCCCAUCACUACUCCUCUGUCUUCCCUCUCUGCACUGCCUGUCCGCAAGGUUUCUGCCACCUGCUGGUUGUCUAUACCUAUAGGAAAACAAUGCUCAAGUCCUGCUCCUUUGCUAAAUGAUUGGUAUUUUCCCUCGGAUGGGGCUGCAUCCAAGUCAGCUAGGAAUUAGCUACAUGGCUGGUUCCCAUAUUUCAGUCUAGGUGGGACUGCAUGGUGAAUAAUCUGCUCUCAAUCCUUCCCUUUUGUAGUCAGAGUCCCGAAGGCGCCACUCAACAGACUCCUCGUACGCUAGUAACACAAUGCCUUCAACGCCUGGCAAUGGCACACCUUCCUCUCAGGACACUCCUUAUUCCAGUGGUAGGCAGGAUACACCUUCUUCGUAUGGCCAGUACACGCCACAGUCGUCCCAGGGGACACCAUUCACUCCCCGGGGAGGGACGCCAUAUUCUCAAGAUUCUGCUUACUCCAGCAGGUGGGUGAUUUAUAUGUAUAUCUGCCCUAAGCCCGGGGGGAGUGAUCUUAGUGGCAUUGCAUCCUUGAGCCAGCCUGUUAGGGCUGGCUAAGUGGGAGAGAGCAAAGACUGGUCACUCACGGUACUGUCUCUUCUUAAUUUUCCUCCUCAAGGCAAGGGACUCCAGGCUACACAAGCUACCAGCCAGAGUCAACAUCGUACAAAUCCCGCCGACAUGAGAACAGCUUUCCAGACUCGUACUCACGUCGGCAUUAUUCUUCUUCGUCCUCUUCCUCCUCCUCCUCGACCUCUUCUUCCUCCUCCUCCCACUUCCGUAGCAAUGACCAUCACUACCCUCCCUACAAUCAGCAGUUUGACGGCGGCAGCGGCGGCGGCAGUGCUGCCACAAUCAGCAGCAGCAGCCGGUACCAACGCCUCUCAUCCACCUCAGAAGGGCGCCCGUCUUCUUCCACCCCCUCCUCCUCUUCCUCCUCCUCCUCUCAUCGCUCCCACCAAAGAGAGGACUCUGGUUUCCAUUCCCGGCACAGGGAACGCUCCCAGAGGGAUGAGGCGACUCCUUCCUCCACCGUCACCACCCCCACGGUCACCACCCCCUCCUCCUCCUCUUCGUCGUCUGUGGCCACCCCAGCCCCAGAUAGUGCUCAAUUCCAGAACAGCCACAGCUUCACUCCGCAGAGUGCAGAGCCCUUUCCAGCACCCAGCGUUCUCUACCCACCGUACACAGCCACUCCGGAGCCUUUCUCCCUUCCUGUGGAACCCCUUGCUGUGGACCAGGACUACCGGCUGCUCCCCACAGCCGAGACUUUUGCUGCCAACUCCUUGCCUCCUACCGAAUUUCUUGCUCAGGAAACUAAAGAGAACACCAGCCCAGCAGUAGCAACCAUUGCAGGGGCCGAUGACCGGUCCCAUUCCCCUGCUGUGCAGACCUCGCCAGCCCGGUCUGGCUCCCCUGCACCUGAAACUACCAACGAGAGCGUCCCUUUCACUCAGCACAGCAGCUUGGACUCCCGCAUCGAGAUGCUGCUCAAGGAGCAAAGGUCCAAGUUCUCUUUCCUCAAUUUGGACACGGAAGAGGAAGACGAGGAGAAGGGAGGGCCCAAAGGAGUGGAGCCGCACGGGCCCUGCACUCCACCGCCUCCCCUCCCUGUCAGUUUUGAAGAUGUGGUGCCGGCGCUGGACAUGGGAUCAGGAGCAGAAUCUCCCAAAGCCAAUGGACAAGAUAGAGUAAGUUCUGAGGAUUUUGAAUGUGGCAACUUUGGCGGGGGGGGGAGGUUGGAGCUCAGUGAAGGACCGAGCCAGCUCAUUGACCAUAGAAUAUUGAGUGACUUGAGAGGGGUGGAAUGCAGUGGAACAUUCUGAAAGAAGGUAUAGGUGGCAGGCUGGAACCUUGAACACAAACACAGUACUCCACGCGGCACUCCAUGUGUUUGGAUGUGUGUCACAUAAAUUCAGCAGUCAUGUUUGCUGUGCUUGCAGAUCUUGGGUUUUGAACCAUUAGAAACGUUUGUUGGGACAAUUAACAGGGCGUUGAUGAUGAACUGUAGGGAAGUACUGAUUGCAGAAAUCCUUGCAGGUAUCAUCUCAUCUCCUGAAUAUCAGCCUUCUUAACAAAUGCUGCAUCCAGCUUUCUAAGAUUUUAUGCACAGUCACGAGGGCUAGGAACUUACCUAGGUAUCUUUGGUGUCUUAUGAAUUGGGAGAAUGAGAGAUAACUUGAGGCUAGGGUUUUUAUAUUUGACUUUGCCGGCAUCAUGAAAUUUGAAUUUGUUUCAAGAUUAUUAUUAUUAUUAUCAUUAUUAUUAUGUAGUGUGAAUAAUUUAAUGAUAUUGUUGGGGUUAGACAGGUGAAAAGACAGGCCUGCAGGAAUUGGGGAUAGUGUUUUGGGAGGUGGUUUGCAGCAGUUGCUUUCAGGGAAAUGGGUGAUGCAUGCUGCAGAAGGCAGACAAUUGGCUCACUGUGCUAUCUCCCUCCCUUCCCUUCUCCUCCCAAAUAAGGCAUCUCAACAAUCUUCAGGUGAAGACAUGGAAAUCUCUGAGGAUGAAGCAGAGGUCGAACCCCCAACCCCUGUGGCAGGGGUGUCUGAACCCCAUUUUUCUGUGAUGCCGUCAGCCCUGGGCCACAUGCAACUGGGCGUGUCCUCCUUUACCCCCCACCACCGACCAGAGCCGCCCCCCGCCUACCCGAUACAGCCUCUCAUGUCCGUCUCCCUCCCGCACCUGGCGGGCAAGACCCACUCGCUCUCCAACUACGGCCAGGUUGGCCCACGGCAUGCUCACCGCCUCUCGGACUUCAGAGGGCGCGCGGGGGUGGUGGGUGGAGGCCGGGGUGCCCCCCACAUCUACGACUUCGUCAACUCCAUGGAGCUGAUGAACCGGCUGGGCAACCAGUGGGGCGGGAUGCCCAUGUCCUUCCAGAUGCAGACGCAGAUGCUGAGCCGCCUGCAGCAGCUGCGUCAGAGCAAAGGCCAGUUUGAGGACCCUUUCCCCUACCACCGGGAGGCGGCCUCUUUCUGCGGCCGCCCCCUCUACGGCCACGGCUACCUGCUGGACCAGGCGAACCGCCACUUCCAGAGAGACCAGCUGUUCAUGCAGCAGCCGUCAGCAGUGGGGGUCUCGGAGCAGCAGCAGCAGCCGCAGCAUUCCUCGGAGCAGCCCCCUCUGCCACCCCCACAGCGCCUCCUUGAUUUCCGAGCCUCCCCAUGGGGAUACCAGGAGGAAGUGGCUCCACCCCCACCUCUUCCCAAGGACCCCCAUGCCUCCGUAGUGGACAGCGUCCUGGAGACACUCAUGCAGGAGAUGAAGAGCAUCAUGCAGCGUGACCUCAACCGCAAGAUGGUGGAGAACGUGGCUUUCAACACCUUUGACAAGUGGUGGGAGCGCAAGGAGGAGAAGGCCAAGGUGAUUGUGCGGGGGGGGGGGGAAGGCUGCCAAGAGCCCCAGUCUUGGAAAGGGGUGUAGGUUUGAGACACGGUUCCUAACUCUUAGGCAUAGGGUGUUGAGGGGGGUCGUGGGGAUUUGGGAGAGCUGUGGGGCCUGCUUUGCAGCGAGUGGUAUGAAAGGCUUAAGUUUUAUUAUUCUUACUGAUACAGUGAAAGUGCAGAGUUCCCCAGAAAGUGGGCUGCAAACCUGUCACCGAAAAGCCACUCCAAGCCUUGCUUCUGCAACCUCAGGAUAGCAGCGAUGCUUGCAGGAUGGCAUGUGGGGAAGUAGAAGCUUAGCAGAGGCGUGAAGUGUGUUGAAGGCAGCAGGGUGGAUUAGUAAAGAGAUUUGGAUGAGGAUGUAGGAACAGGACAAAUGGGUAUGAAGAGACACAGGGAAUAUGGAGCAGAUAAACCUAAUGAGAUAUCUGCAGUUAGGAAAUGAAUCUGUCUGCAUACAUGGAUAGAAAGGGGGCUGUUUAAUCAACUUUGACAGACACUGCAAAAAUCAUUCUUAUCAAAAGUCUCUGUGUUCUGCUCUUUUUGAGCAUGUGACUUACCAAGGGUUUGCUGCUCUGCCUACUCCUCAUCCCAUAUCCCGAACCCUCUUCCUCAGCCUCUCAUCACUGCUGCUAAUGCCCAGCUCUCAUUAUCUGCAGCCUUUCCAGAGUACUGUCAAGCAGCCAGUCAAGGAAGAGGAGAAAGACAAGACAAAGCUGAAAGACCCUGCCCUGCUGUCCCUGGUUGACUGGGCCAAGAGUGGCGGCACUGGUGGCCUGGAAGGGUUUGGCUUUGGGACUGGCUUUCGAGGAGUUCUGGGACUCCCAUCCUUCAAGGUGAGGGCCAUGAAUCCCCUUGGGUUGGCUGUGGCAGCAAUCCAGCUUCAGGAUCUCAAAACCUUGUUUUGUUCAGGAGGCUAUAAGUGGGAUGGGGGUCAUAAGAGACAAAAAUCUGGUUUGAGCACUUGCUUGAGUGAUGGCUCUCUAAGCCCUUCUCAUCUCAGGGAUCCUCUUGUUCCAGGUGAAAAGGAAAGAGCCAUCCGAAAUCUCAGAGGACAGUGAAGUGAAGCAGCCACACCCAUCUGCUCUUGCUGAAGAGGAUGAGGAAGGUCAGUUCCUUCAGCCCUGGAUAGUUAUGGGUGAUGGUUGAACUUUUUUUCAUAAUUAAGGGAGUGUUUUCUAUCCUUAAAUUAACUCAAUCUUACGUUCCCUCUCCCCUGUUCCACCUUGCAGAUAAGGAUUCCUCACAGGUACCCAAAAGCUCCAAGAGGGAUGAUGAUCGGAUCAAAGGGCCGGGGAAAAGGCGGAAACUUUUCUGCUUGGAUAGCGAGGGAGAGGAAGCAUCUGAGGAUUCAUCCUCUGAGAAGGUGAGAAGAAGGCGACCCUUAUUUAUUUAUUUAGGUUUCAAUUUAUACACCGCUUGAUUGUAAAUGAAACCUCAAAGCAGUUUGCAUUUUGGCUGUUCCUACCUCUAUGAGAAACCUCUGGUACAGUCUUCUCAACUGUGGGUCUCCCGGUGUUGUCGGACUACAACUCCCAUGAUCCCUGGCCAGUGAUCCUGCUAGCUAGAGAUGAUGGGAGUUGUAGUCCAGCAAUGUCUGGGGAUCCAAGGUUGAGAAAGGCUACUCUAACCAGUUUCAGUUUCCCCCAGUGAUUGGCCAGGACACAGCAUAAAGCAGUUGAAUAGGUCUUUGUGGUAGAAUUCUUAAAUAGCUUGGAUCCUAGAGCUCCCAUUUCCCCCACUGUGCCUGACCAGGUGCCUUGUUGAACCCGGACCAGGACUGCACUCCUCCUUUCCUACAGUCUUAAAUGGCCAUCCCCUGUGAAGCCCUUCGGUGUGCCAUCUCUCCUCCGUGGCUGUCAAUGAGCACAGAGCCUGAUGAGCAUUUUACUACGCGCUUAGCUAUGCUGUUAUGUCCUUGACAUGGUUGGACCGCUUGAUUGCCAUUUGCUGUUGGGUUUCCAGGCCCUCCCUUUUCUUCUGACCAGAAUGAUGACCAGAUGCUUGGAAGCUGUGGCUGGAUGGUUUCGUGGGAGCCGAUUGAAACUAAAUCCUUCCAAGACAGAGGUCCUAUGGCUGGGUCGGAAUGGCAUGGGGAUGAGGGACCAACUCCCUUCUCUUGCGGGGGCCCAAUUAGUGCCAUUGCCUUCCGUUAAGAGUUUGGGUGUAAUCCUUGACGCCUCCCUUUCCAUGGAGGCGCAAGUUACAGCAACAGCCAAGGCGACAUUUUUCCACCUUUGCCGCAUCAAGCAGUUGGUCCCUUACCUUUCCCGCCCCGACCUGGCCACAGUGAUCCAGGCGAUGGUCAUCUCCAGGCUUGACUACUGUAAUUCGCUCUAUGCGGGGCUGCCCUUGAAGCUGUCCCAGAAACUCCAGCGGGUGCAGAAUGCUGCAGCGAGACUCCUCAUGGGGUCCCUGCCAUGGGAGCAUAUUCACCCAGUGCUUUUCAAGCUGCACUGGCUCCCGGUGGAGUACAGGAUCAGAUUUAAGGUGCUGCUUUUGACCUUUAAAGCCCUUCACGGCCUAGGACCCUCGUACCUACGGGACCGCCUCUCCCGGUAUGCCCCACGGAGAGCCUCAAGGUCCAUAAAUAGCAACACCCUUGUGGUCCCGGGCCCUAAGGAAGUUAGAUUGGCUUCAACCAGAGCCAGGGCCUUUUCAACUCUGGCUCCGGUCUGGUGGAACGCUCUGCCUCACAAGACCAGGGCCCUGCAGGAUCUGAUUUCUUUCCGCAGGGCCUGUAAGACAGAGUUGUUCCGCCUGGCCUUUGGCUUGGAGCCAAUUUGAUUCCCUCCCUCUCUUUCUUUUUUCUUUUCCUUCUCCUUCUGCGAUGAGGCUACAUUUUAAUAUUUUAAUGUUUCAGUAUUUUAAUGUUGUAUUUUUUAAUUUUGUUUUUAAGUUGUAAUCAUUUAACUUGUUUUUAUUAUUGCUUGUAAGCCGCUCUGAGCCUGGCCUUGGCUGGGGAGGGCGGGGUAUAAAUAAAAAUUAUUAUUAUUAUUAUUAUUCUGCAUCUUCUCCCCCAUUCAACCUCUGCUCCCUUUUCUUCAAGCAGCCUAGGCAGCCCUGAAAGUGAAAUCACUUUCCAGUUGCACUUGUAGCCUCAAGUCAUUCCGCAGGACUUGAGUUCCUUUUUGAACUCAUGCCCUCUUCAAGCCACUCUGACUCAGGAGUUCGAGCUGACAUUUUGCCAUGCGUACCCUUUCCUUCUGCUAAAGGGCUUGUUAAAAGAUUUCACCCCCUGAGAAACAUUUUAUGCUGCUGUCUUCACAGGAGGAGGAGGAGGAGGAGGAGCAGCAGCGGAGGGAGGAAGGUGAAGGUUCUAGGGAGCGCGGCACAAAGAAGGAGGAAUCUGAAGGUAUUGACAGUUGCCAGUUACCAGAAAUGAUGAAUUGCCAUCACUAACAUUGUCCUUAACAACAGGCUGUUGACUUAGGUGGAGAUGAAAGAUAGCAGGGUCUUUUCUAAUUCGUGUGCUUCUUUUGGUAUGAAUCAUACCCCUUCUGCGUGUGGUUUCCCUAUCAAUGCAAGUGGCCUCUCCCUUUACUCUGUUCUUGAAGCGCUCAGGACACUUCUCUGCCAAAAUGCCAGCUGGUCAUCAGCACUUGGCAGAGCUUCUGGGUUUUUUAUAUACUCGGUACUUAAAUCCCUUCUUCUGCACAGCUAAAUGCUGCAACCUGUGGGAAAUAUGCAAAUCUGGCCAUAUUUUUAUUUGCACCAUUGAAUUAAAAAUUUUUUUUACAUAAUUCUGCUUUUGCUAUUCAUAGGGAGGGGCAAGGAAUUUUGUGGAUCAUUGAAAACCCCACCCUCUGCAAGAAAUGUUGUUCAACUGUCUCUCCAGCCUUUGACAUUUCAGUAGGCUCCACCAUGACCAUGUGCUUUCAAGUGUAUAUUUGCAGCCAUGGGGUGGUAUUAAACUAAGUCCUACUCAGAGUAGACCUGUUGAACUAAAUGGACCUGUUGCUCAUAUCUAGUAACUUCAAUGGGACCACCUGUGAGGAUUAGAAAUUGUGUGGUUUUUUUUUAAAAAAAAUUAAGUGGAAGCUGAAAUAAUUUCAGAAACUAUACUUUGGACGAAGACCACACUCUGCUCUCUGCCUGUGCUAUGCGUGGGAGUGUGAAAUGCUCACAGACAUGUUGCUGGUAUUACCUGUCCCCUUUUAUCCCUUGUGCAGAUGAACGUGAGAGCGACGGCUCCUCCAAGUAUUCUCUCUAUGAUGAGUCCGAUGAGGACAGCGACAGCACUUCUGAUUCAGAGAGCAGCUCUUCGUCUUCCUCUUCCUUGUCCUCCUCUUCAUCUGAUGAGGAGGAAGCUGAGAGCAUGGAGGAAAUGGACGAAUCUACCAUGGACAGCUGCCCCACCGAGCCACUGAGAGACCUGGAAGAGAGAAUGCGUCAGACCACAGACGCUGAGCUUGACAAGAAGAAAACAGAAGCAGGCCUGCUCCAAGGUGAGAUGCUCUACCCAGAGUCCUCCCCAGCUCUGCCUGGGAGAUGGGGAAAGUGUUGAGAGCAGCUGGACAAAUUGCAGAGCGUUGGGAGGCCAAGAUGUGGAUUGCCAUGUUUGCACUCAUUAUCUUACCAAAGGGCUGGUGAGCCACAUAUACGUUGUCCCAACAUUGUCCCACUUCCAUGGCUUUCAGUUCCUCCUGUAUCUUAAUGCCACCCAGCUCUACUGCUCCACCCCAGAACUUCUGCCUCCAUCCAGUCAAGCAUCUCCUGUGAGAGAUGUCUGCUUGGAUGUUUCAUUAUCGUUUCAAGCUCAGUAUGUCAAAGACUGGCUCACCUCAUAUUUUCCCCAAUCCAUUCUCUCAUUAUCUAUUGACAACGUCACAAUCCACUCUGUUGAUCAGAAGCAAGCCUUGGUUUUCCCUUUGGUCCUCCUUAAUCAAUUGCCAAAUCAUGUCAUUUUCCCCUUUACAAUAUUACAGAAAUUUGGCCCUUCCUCUCUCUCCUCAGUCAAAUCUCUAGUCCACCUCCUGCUUAUCUCACAACACAACUGCUAUAAUUUUCUCUUUGGUUUUCCAUCGAUUCACUGGUUUUCUCGCAUCUAUCUCUCUUGCCAACAUUAUUCACCUCUCCCACUGUUUCCACCUUAUUUAAAUUAUACCACUGCUUGCUUGUUGGCUUUCUUUCCUGCACAGUCUCCUUGUUCUCACCUUAAAAAUUGGUGACCCCACACUCACCAGUGCACAAUUUUAUCUCCCUCAUGCAGGCCAUGUGGCAGAAGGGAAGCCUGCUCCUCUGAAGGAUGGCAUCCUGGCCCCACAUUUAGAGGAGAAGGAUGUUGGGACGGCUCCAGAAGAGCGACCCAGGCCGGAAGAGCGACCUUCCUCACCUAUCCCACUCCUGCCACCACCUAAGAAGCGCCGGAAAACAGUCUCCUUCUCAGCUCCUGGUGAGGAUGACGAGAUCAAGGUGGCAUUUGAGAAGCCACUGGAACCGGCUCCUUCAACGCUUUUGCCUCCGCCACCUCCUCCUCUUCCCCCACCACCUCCGCCGCCUGUCCCCACAGAGGUAGCACAGGCCCCCAUAGUGCCUGUAGAACCCAUGUUACCAUCCCAAGUGCCCUUAACCCUGGAAGCCCCAGCUCCAGUUGCCUCUCCCCUGCCUCCUGUAGCGCCCCCUGCCAAGGCAGCAGCCCCUGCCAGCCGCAAGAGGGAGCCCCCCAAAGCCAACCAAAGAACAAUCAGCAACCUGCCGGCUGACCACGCUUCCCUGGUGAAGUGUUGGACGGAUGAGCUGCUUCCGGCCGGCCGGUCCCGGAGCCGCUCUCGCUCUCGGAGCUCAGAGCUCCCACGGGUGCCCCAGCCCCCUGGAGAGGACAGGCUGCACCUGCGCGAGCGGAUGGGCGCUUCCUCGCUGCUGGAGCUGGCGAAUCAACCCAACCUGGCCGUGCUGGCGGACGUGGCGCUGAAGAAGGCCGGUGCAGGCAGUGAAGACUCUGAGGAGACGGAGACCUCCGACGAGGCCGAGGAGCCCAAGGCCGUGCCACCGGUCCCCGCACUGCCCCCGGAAGUAAGCAGCAUUCUGAUGGAGCAUAACUACGCCAUGGCUGUCCGCGCAGCACCUGCCUCCCGCAAAGCCGACGAGGCGGUGUUAUCUGGCGCUGCCGACCUGCCGCGCGUGGAUUUGUACAGCGAGCACGUUGGCGAGGUCCUGGAGGCGCCUGAGGAGGUUGUGGCUGAUGCCAGCGAGGUCAAAGCUGAGCCUGACGUGGGUGACCUGGUUUCGCUGCCCCCGCCUCCGCCAGCCGAGAAGCCCAAGGCAGCUGUCCCACAGCAGCAGCAGCAGCAGCAACAACAACAACCACAGGCCAAGAAGCAGCCCCAGUGGCUCAAGGAAGAGGCCCUAAAGGACCUGGAGAACUUGCACUUUGGGCCUGAGGACCUGUUCCUUUCAGAGAGUGAGGAGGAUGAGGAAAAGGAGGAGGAGAGUGCUGACAGCAGCGACGAAGGGGAGAUCCGCAGGCGCUCCCUGCGUUCCCACUCGCACAAGCAUGCCCCUGCUCAGCCACCUCCACUGCCCCUGGCCUUUGAGACACGCAGUGAGUUUGAGCAGAUGACAAUCUUGUAUGACAUCUGGAACUCAGGGCUAGACCUGGAGGACAUGAAGUACCUGCGGCUGACGUACGAGCGCCUGCUGCACGAGGACAACAGCACGGACUGGCUGAACGAUACCCACUGGGUCCACCACACCAAUAUCCUUCCUGUCAGGCAAUUCCGGAGGGUUGGGGGCCGGGUAUCUUUGCUGCGAAUGCAUUUUGGGGUUAUACCAUUUUGACUAGCAGGGCUUCCUCCACUGAUAUCUGGGAAUUGUAGUUUGGUGAGGCCUGCUGCUACCGAGAAUUCUGUUUUAAGAUCUGUAGCUGCCCUCCCCUAUAGUGCUGCAAUUCCCUGGGAAGAGAAACUGACUGCUCAACCAGUUUAUAGUGUUGAGUAUACCUUGGGGCUUUCCAUUGUCACUGUUGGGGUUUUGUUGGUAGAAUAUGAAGAGUUCAUAAAAUAUUAAGGAUAGCGUGUUGAUAGGCUUUGUUAGUUCUGCAGUUGUUGGGUUUUUUAAAAAAAAUAUAUCCAGAUCCAGCAACGGCGAAAGCCAGACGUGUGUGUGAACCAUUGUCCUCAUUAUUGGACUUAACACUGUACAAAUGAAUAGGUAUUCUGCCAAGUACAGGUGCCCCUUGUUUAACAAGGCCAGCAGAGGCAUUGGGGGCAGCAGGGUUAGGUUAAAAAGGUAAAGGUACCCCUGCCCAUACGGGCCAGUCGUGACCGACUCUGGGGUUGCGCGCCCAUCUCGCUUAAGAGGCCGGGGGCCAGCGCUGUCCGAAGACACUUCCGGGUCACGUGGCCAGCGUGACGAAGCUGCUCUGGCGAGCCUGCACCAGCGCAGCACACGGAAACGCCGUUUACCUUCCCGCUAUAAAGCGGUACCUAUUUAUCUACUUGCACUUAAGGGUGCUUUCAAACUGCUAGGUGGGCAGGAGCUGGGACCGAACGACGGGAGCUCACCCCGCUGCGGGGAUUCGAACUGCCGACCAUGCGAUCGGCAAGUCCUAGGCACUGAGGUUUUACAGCGCCACCCGCGUCCCUAGGGUUAGGUUCAGCUGUUGAAAUUCCUAGCAUUUAGCAGUUGUCUUGUGAACAUUUCCCAGUUCUGCAGUAGUUGGCAGGUUGUGCCAUCAUCACCAUUAUUGUGUUCCAUGCUAAAGAUUCAGAAAGGUGAGUGGUGAAAGUGAAGUUCAGUUUUUUGGGGUUUGUUUUUUUUUAAGCAAAACCUGUAAUCUUUAGAAAUGCAAAGUCACAAAAGAGGGAACGGCAUGAGAGUCUGUUUUACAAUAUGGUUACUUUUGUGGGUUUGGGGGCAGUUGUUGUUAUAACAAGAUAAGAAAUUGGGAAGCUUUAGUUGGUUGCAUCCAAAGAAGUCAUUGUGCGAGGGGAAGGAUUUCCACCGGUGCAAUGGAAUUUCCCUUCCCUCUCCUCCCCUUCCAUCCCCCAAAUAUGCUCUGGGGGGUUCCCUAUACCCUCAGGAGCAGAUGGAGAGAGAGAAGGGAAGGUCCAUUGCAUGAAUGGAAGCCAUUACACUCACCCAGUAAUUUCCUGAAUUCAACUCCAUGCCUCUUCCUCGCCCCCCCGCCCCGUCAUUUCUUCCAGGAGGCAUGAGGUUUAAUUCUGCUAAUGGAAGAGAUGCAUGUAUGGCAACCUUUUCACCAAGGCUUCUGAAGAGGGGAAGUUGCUUGCUUGGCCCAAACACAAGAGGCAGAAAGAGGCCUAUGUCCCAUUUCCUUGCUCCAUGCUUUCCUUUUUCUCCUUAACUCUCCCCGCCUCCACUCACAAACAUUGCAAACCCCAAGCGGAAGCGGAAGUCGUCAGACCUGCGGGAGCACCAGACAGGCUGUGCCCGCAGCGAGGGCUAUUACCAUAUCAGCAAGAAAGAGAAGGACAAGUACCUCGACGUCUGCCCGGCCACCGUGCAGCAGCUUGAUGCUGCUGACGUGCAGGUUAGACCCCUCUUUAUGCUCCCUGUGCAGUUAUGCGGUGACCCUAGAGUGACUAGUAAGGGCUGUUAUUGAAUGAGGGCAGGGAUGAAGAAUAUGUGCAGACAUACAUUUUAGAAAUUGUGGGACGGACCAGGCUUACUCCAUAUCAAGAACAAAUCAAAUACUACCAGAGGUGUGGGGGCCUUUGAUCCUCCAUAUAUUGCUUGAACAUCAACGCCCAUCAUCAUUGGCCAUGCUUGCUGAAGCCCAUGGGAGUUGAAGUUCAGCAACACCUGGACAGCCAAAGGUUUCCCACACCUGCUCUACAGCAAGGUGACCCUAAUCACCUUGAGGUGAGAGGAGCCAAAUUCUGUCAUCUGUACAUGCAAAGAUCUGGAACAAGACCCCAAAGCACCAUCUCGCUGCAGUUGUUCUUCAGCACCUCCAGCUUUGUAAACGACACCCAUGUUACCUGCAAGUUAUUUAAGCAUAUAUUUGCAGCUGUAAGGGCUAAAACAGAGGUCAGCAAACUUUUUCAGCAGGGGGCUGGUCCACUGUCGUUCAGACCUUGUGGGGGGCCGGACUAUAUUGGGGGGGAAUGAAUGAAUUCCUGUGCCCCACAAAUAACCCAGAGAUGCAUUUUAAAUAAAAGGACACAUUCUUCUACUCACGUAAAAACACGCUGAUUCCCAGACUGUCUGCGGGCUGGAUUCAGAAGGCAAUUGGGCCGGAUCCGGCCCACUGACCUUAGGUUGCCUACCCCUGAGCUAAAACAAUCAAAUGAUUUUCAGGAAGCAGAAAAAGGACACAAAACACCCCACUUCUGUAGAAUUGCAGGGCAUACCCACAUACCCUGUAAAUAACAUGGAUGAUGUUCUCAUCUUCACGCCAAAUUUUGUGCAGUACUUUAAGAGGCUUUUGCUUGUGCCUUCUUUAGUUCCACAUAAGCAUCAGUCCGCAAUAAGCAUGUACCUUAUAUAUCGGCAGUUUUGUGUGCAGGUCCAAACUGACUUGGGAGCAACCAAAAGUUUGCAGGCAGGUCAGCCUAACGGCCCCCGCCCCCUGGCCAGUCCUCUUCUCUCACUGGGUCUGAGAGAACUGGGAGUGGAAAAGGAAGAGAUUUGUUGCCUGUGCAGUUUGAAGGGCCCCACAGUAAUUGGGAGAAGCAGGGGCUGACUAAGAAUCUAAAGGAGGUGCUUGUGCAUGUAUAAGAACAUGGGGUGCUGCUUUCUGUUGAGUCAGACCCUUGAUCUGUCUAGCUCCUGUGAGCACUUUGGAAUACUGACAACAUAAAAUGCAAAAAGGAGGGGGAGUCUUCUCAUUUUGAAAGUACGUUGUUUGAUAGUAGUGGGAAGUUACAGUAGCAUUCUGACUGCUUCCUAAGCAUUCUGACCACCCUCACUGAAGCUGGGUAAAUGUGCAGCUGGGAUAGUGAGCUGCUUUUAAAGGGCGUCCCUUUCCAAAUGUGUGACUCCGCAGUGAUCCUUGGUGGUGUGUUCCCCUCCCACUGUGAGCGGAAGGAUUUUGUUUUCAUUCAUUUUCAACCAGUUCUCCCCUCCUCCUUCAGGGCACCAACCGCAUCCUGUCCGAACGGCGAUCUGAGCAAAGGCGCCUGCUCAGCGCCAUUGGCUCCUCCGCCAUCUUGGAUAGCGACCUUCUGAAACUAAACCAGUUGAAGGUACCCAAUAUGUCUUGUUAAGCAAGUUGAAAGAGUGGAGCAAGCAGGAGAUGCGCCCUUGGCUGGGGGGAUUAGGAGUGUGAUCCUAGUAUAUCCUUUGGAAGGCAGAGGGCAAUGGACUUGGCCUGGCAUGCAUUUCAGAUGCUGAGGCUUCCCAGAAUUGGGCAUGGAGGGCUUCUCAGUAGGGGGUGGCUUUCCUCACAGAGCCAAUCUUGAUCCCCGUGAUGCAUUAAAGCACAUUGCACUUUAGGAAGCAAGGAAGCUUUUGGACAAAGAUUUUGUCUGCGGUUCACCGAAAGCAAUUAUUUUGGCUUGAAAAGUAUCUGUAAGCUCAGAUUUAAUUGUUUGAGGGACUCCAGAUAAUGCAGUUGGCACAAGAUCUUAUCUGCUGUAGCUGAGCCUUUGCAGAAUUUGGCAUUGUGGGGGGCUAUGAGUGUGUUAGGAGUGUGAGGGAAAAUGACUGGGGUUAAUGGGAGCAUAGAAACCAUAUAUUUUGAGCCAUGGCAACCUAUCCACUUAUAGUGUGGUUUUAGGUGACUCUUUGUCGGUGGUGAAGCAUGUGUGCAUUGAGCAGAAAUCAUCAGGCAACCUUUUUCUAGAAAGCUGAGGGCUAAAUAAUCUUGGAGGUUUUUUUUAACAAAGAAAUGUCUGGAAUCCAGAUGGUAUGCUGUGAGUUUUGCACAAACAUGCACACUCAGCCUGGCCCUUGGCUCCCAUCUGUCCCAGACAGCACAUAAGUAUCCCGCUGCUUCUCCCAUGCGCAUUAUUCCUCUCCUCACCGUCCUCCUCUUCCCUUUAGUUCCGCAAGAAGAAGCUACGCUUUGGUCGGAGUCGAAUUCAUGAAUGGGGCCUCUUUGCCAUGGAGCCAAUCGCUGCUGAUGAGAUGGUCAUUGAGUACGUGGGUCAAAAUAUCCGGCAGGUGAGCAGUAGUGGAGGAGACGAGGUCUGGGAAGGAAUUCAUGUUUCUGCUGCCUUGAUGUCUUGUGCGAGCCUGUCUUUAUAACCUGAGAGCACCAGCCUUGGUCCACAGCCUUGGUCAUAUUGUUUUAUCUUGUGUUUAAAACAAUUGUUUCGGAAAGCUAAACAUCAUAAGGUGGCUGGAUCACUCCCAUCCCUCACAGAAGCAUUCUGGCUUUGUAUGGCUGGUAUUUAAAGGUGGUGGUGCCAUAGUUAACAGGGUGGCUGCAGAUAUCUCUCUACAUGUUUUUUGUACCUCUGAUUUUGUUGCAUUAGGAGAGCUUUGUCCAGGAUUUCACCACUACUUUGGUUUUUGAAAGAUGACCCCUUCCCUAAACCUGUUCUUGUCCCUGAAUUUCCUUGUAUUAUCUGUUUUUUUAUAUAUAUUAAAAAAAAACAAUAACAAAGGCUUGUGGGAAGGGGACUGUGACCAGUGGGCUAGUGCAAUGGGGAAGUAGUGGAGGAAAGUACCAAAAGAAAUAAGCUUGGGCUCUGUGAGGUUCUUUACUGAACCGCAUUUCCUCAUCAGAGGCCAUGAAAUGUAUGCAUGCAUAUGCAACUAAUUGACACCAGAGGGUGCUCUGGAGACUGCACAGAGCAGGGCUGCCUUUUCAUUACUGCCUUGGGAGGACCUGUUUGCUUUCUGAAUGAUAGUUCAGAUUGUUCCAACCUUUUUUGCAGCGACACCCAAGGAAUUUCCUUCCCAUAUGAUAGCCACGCUUCUGAGAAGCACUGCACUGACAGCUGUCAAUUUGCACUUUGGCACUAGGAUAGUUCCUUAACUGUUUUCAGAGGGCUGCAGCAAAAAGGAGUCUUGAUGGCACCGUUAAGACUAACUUUAUUAUGGCACAAGCUUUUAUGGACAAGCGCUCACCUCAUGCACCUGAUGAAGUGGGCACUAGCCCGCAAAAGUGCAUUACACCAUUUUUUAUUAAGCUUAGUUUAAGGUGCCUCAAGACUCUGCAGUUCUUUCUCUGUUACCCAGCAGAUGCUGGCACAUUCCACCUCCUGGAUCAGAGGUGGGGGAACCUUUUUGGCCCAGCAGGCAAGCUUGGUCAUCUCUCUCUAUGACCAAUUUUGACAGGCAUUUUGAUGGACAGAGCAGCCUUGCUUCUUGUUACAUGGUCUGCUCUUGAGUGUCCUGACUCACUCCUUCUCCUUCUCAGGUGGUGGCUGACAUGCGCGAGAAGCGGUAUGCGCAGGAGGGCAUCGGGAGCAGCUACCUUUUCCGCGUGGACCACGACACAAUAAUCGACGCCACCAAAUGUGGCAACCUAGCCCGCUUCAUCAACCACUGCUGCACGGUGAGCUGUGUGGACGUUGUAAAGGAAGUUCUCAUUAAAUGCAUUUAUUCAUGCAAUGUUUUUAAUGAACCUACCACUUUACAGAGUUACAUGAGCAGGGAAAAACUCCAGUUUAUUUUAUCUGCAUUAUUCUCAUUUUGAGGUAGACUAAGCUGCCCCUAAUGUGCCUGCUUCCAUGAAAAAGUCAGUAAAUCCUGGCUGGGGCACCGGGAGCAGCUCUGAAUUAUAGAAAGAAGCCCCGGGCUGCUGGUUCAGAGAGUGGGGAAGAGACUUCCUGGGCUUCACAUGGUUCACCCUUGUUGCUGGCACUUCUUUAGCUUCACAUGCAGUGGUUCUGGUAUGCUAUUGUAUUCCACACACCUUGGGAAUCACAAAUGGAACCUUUUUUGUGCUUUGGGGGGAGGGGCGUGCUCCUGGCUUCCAAAUGAGUAACAUAGUGAGCUAGUGAGGUCGUGGUGCUGCCAUUGGCAUAGAGCUGAUGUAUUAACAUCCUGUCUGGUUCACUUUUGUCCAUCUUUCCCUCUCUUAGCCCAACUGCUAUGCCAAAGUCAUCACCAUAGAAUCCCAGAAGAAGAUUGUCAUCUAUUCCAAGCAACCCAUCAGCAUCAACGAGGAGAUCACUUACGACUACAAGUUCCCGAUUGAGGAGAACAAGAUUCCUUGCCUGUGUGGCACAGAGAACUGCCGGGGCACCCUGAACUGAGACAUAACCCUGGCGUUCGUAUUUAUUUUGUUUCCCCAGCCCUAAUCUCGCCUCUUACCUGUAGCUCUGCUCUUCUCCCCACAGAGUUGUGGGAAAACUCUCAGUCGCCUUAAGACCCAUCCAUGUACCUUUUAAAGUUCCCAGCCAAUGAGAAAGCACUUCCCUCGCCUCAGGUUCGAAUCAACAAGAAGUUCCUUUUUCUUCCACCAGCCAGGCUGGUGAUAGUUUCUUUUCAGGUGUUGCUGUCAUUUUUGCUCCAACCUCCAACACCAAUUAACAAAACUGACCCUUUGCAGAAGUCAAAUAUCCUUCCCUUUCCAGCUUAAGACGGCCUGGGUGUUAGUGUGGUUAAUUCUGCAAUACCCACCAGCUCUGUUGCUAAACUCAGAGAACGGCUUACAAUGUUGAGGAAAUCAGCAGGGUGGCUGUGGGGUGGAAUUUCCCUUCUAGGUAUCAUCUAUUUCAGGUUAUGCAUGUUCAGCGCACAGCUGUCGAUUAGCCGUUGACUUUGAGAAUGGCAGGUUGGGAUCAGUGACUCCUGUGAAACCUUUUGAGGCAGUGCAGUGCUUGAUGCCCCUGAAGGCACAUCUGCUAGAGCUAAGAGCUGCCCAGGCCCUUGAAAUUUCAGAUUGUGGAGCAUUUGUCCUCACAUUUCCAAAGGGUUGGGGGGGGGGGGAGGUUUCCUGGUAUUUUGACAGAGAGGCCUGGAACAACCCCUGCCCCUGGGACUUUGUUCUGGGGUUAAAGAUUGCUCCCAAAAUCUUUCUGCUAAUGGCCAGGAUGCACUGGGGGAUGGGGGGAAGCAUGUCAUUGUCCAGCCGCAUCCUUUGGCUAGAUUUGUCACCAUGGGCAAAAACUUGAACCUUCCUGCUUCAAUGUCUAUCUCCUCAUAGAAUUAUCAUCCCGUUGAUUCUUCCUCCUUCCAAGCUCUUGAGGCCAGAAAAAUAGAGGUCCUGAAAACCAGUUAAGAUUGUGUCAUUCAUAUUGCAAUCUCCCUUUUCUGACUCUUUUUUUAUUCUGUAGUGUGUAGUAAAGGGGGGGGGGACAGGGACUAGCCGUAAUAAUGAAGGGGAGUUGAGUUUCUUUCCUUGUUACAGUUAUGGCUUCAACUGAUGCUGACUUACAGCGUAAGCUAAGACUUUCCCACAUCCCAGCCACCCCUAAUAAUUUUUCUUUAGGAGAAGAAAGUUGUGUAUAUAUCUAUUCCAGAUGGAUUGGCUGUUUCUUGUAGAAACACAUGCGUUUAUUAGUAUGUAAAUAUUUUAUUUUGUUUUUCUCUUCAUACUAAAACGAAAACUGUAAAUAAUGUUGCAAUGUAUUUCCUUCUCCUGUUUUUUUAUCCUUGCUUGCCCUGUGCCACCCUUUUCCUUUGAUGCCAAGUAGGUUUUCUUUCUUUUUUCCCCCUUUUCCCUCUUGGAUUUUUUUGGGGUGGGAGGGGAGCAUAUAACUUUCUGGCAGGGGGUCAAAGAGUGUAUUUCUUAUUUCUUUUAAACGGGAGUCAGUUUUGAAAGUGAAAGAUUUUAAAAGUAGGCAUUUGGAAAUAUUUUAGCAGGUUUGUUUGUUUGUUUCAUUUUAAAGUUCUGUCUUCAUUCUGCUUGUCCCAGUGUUUGGAUUUUGAAUAGCUAGGUGUUUGGGAACAUACCUUGGGAACAUACCUUCUCCCUGGUUAGCAUGUGUUUCCUGCAGUGGACUGUCCAGAGCUAUGAGGAAUUGGCUGCUUUCAAUUUUCCCCAUCCAGAAUGCCCUUUAUGCUCUAGGGAAACCACAGGUGACACCUGAAAAUGUUUCCAUCUAUAUUUUAAUAGUGGAGAGGGGCAAGGGGCUUGCUUUCAAGGGAGGAUCAGCAUGCAGGCUGGUAGCUCUUUUCUUUCUGCUGCCCUCUGCUGUUUCCCGAAUCUUCCCCAUCCCAAGACAGCUAUUGAGAGAAUCCAUUUACUUCUCAGGUUCCACCCAAUUGGCAUAUAUUGUGUGGGAUAAAUGGUUGAACUAGUCCAACAGAAUAAAAUGCAGCCCUUCUGAGAUGUCUCUUAUUGACCUCACAAGCCCUUAAAUGCUUGGGAUGAGUUUUAGACGUGCCCAUCUCGAUGUGACGUUUCAUAGGGCCAAAGAACUCCAUAUUAUGUCAGCAACCAUGGUUUGCCAGCCCAUCCUUGCUGAAUACAGUUAAUGUUGGAAGUGGGGGCGUUUUCAGCCGGUGAGACAUCAGUGGGAGGGCCUGCUUAAUGUUUUGCUGCUGCUUCUCCCCCACAAUCCUUCCCUCCAGCUGUUUUGCCCCCAAUCCCCAUCUCGCACCCCAUCUCUGGGUCCAAGAGUGGAAAGAGAGGCAGGGAAGGCUUAAGAACCUCCCACCCACCCCGUCUCCUGUGAAAAGGCCCCUUCCAUACAUUUUUAUUAUUAUUGUUUAGCAAACACACUUUGGAACCCUUGUUGGCUGAUGUAGUCUGUAGUUCCACCCCAUUUCUUCCAGUAUUUUGAAGGCUAAUUAUGUUCUAGUAAGGGGCACCUUUCUCACUUUGCUCUACAUUUAGUAAAACCUUUCCCACUCUGUGCCUCUUUUGUGUAUCCUCUUGGGGGCAGGAUUAAAAUUGCUACUGCUUUCUGCUCCUUUUCCUUUUUUCCACUAUGGUGCAGUCAUGGCACCUCCCCUAAAAGCCCUGGCCAGUUUUAAGGUACGCUUCCAUAUCUAAAGAGAUGGCAGGUGGCUUCCUCUCCUGCUGUAAAAGGCUCCAUUAAGACUUGCCCAAUAUAAGUUGGGUGUCUUGUUUGUUUGUGGGACAAGGAGCAGAAUACUUGCAGCAGGUUUGCUGAACUCGAUUACAUAAUUUUGUUGCGCAUCUUACACAGUUUAAUUCUUGUCAGAAGCUUAAAUUAUUUUUUCCUCUCACUGCUAUAGUGUUUUGAAACCAAAGAGACAGGAAGUUGUGGAAACCCUAUGUUAGCAACCAUUGUUUUGAAGUGAAAAGGGGCUGAAUCAUCUCAAGUAGCUGCUUGUUUUGUCAGCAACCACUGUCUUGAACUCCCUCCCCACCCCCAGGUGAUCUCAGUCUUGAACAUCCAUAAUUCCAUUGACUUUCUAAAUAAACUCUACACACAUUUUCUACCUACAAAUUUAAUUGAGGGGGUGGGUGGGGAGGAAGGAAGUUGUUUCAGGCAUAUUCAAUGAGAAACAGGGCCAACCAUCUGCACCUCCAACAGUCGGUCAUUCUCUCUUUCCGUUCUGACUAAAAUCUUCAGGUGCAUCUUCACCUGCACGGAAGACAGAUGUAUUUUAGGUAAUUAAAUAGUGAAAACAGCUGCAGUAAUAAACGGACCCUUUUAUGCCCUCCCUUCUACUUCUCUCAAGUCCCUGUCUAAGCCCCGUAAAUAUUGACCUGUCUUUAGUGUGCUCUCCCAACUUGAAUCUCUGCGGUAUUUAAAAUUUUGAAAUAGCUUUCUCCCCAACCCUACAUCUUCUUGGCUUUUUCGAAAUUAUUCGUUGCUGCAGUGUUGUUUGUCUGUUUGUAAGCUUCGCUCUCACCCAGCCCCAGUCAAGUCAGAAGGAUGUGACUGAAGUCUCAUUACGCAUCUUCUCUGCAUUUCCAUUUUUAAAAAAACAAAACAACAAGCAGCCUGCUGGAUUUGAGCUUUUAAAAGGCCCUCCCUCUCCAGGCUGCUGUUUCAACAGCUCCAGCCCCUUAAAAUCCAUCUCAUCUUAAAGGUUCAGAAACUACAUCCUUCCAAGUCUCCCUGACAAGUUUAAACCAGCAGCCACCUCUUAACUGUAAUAAACUACAGGCCAAACUUUUUCAUCCUAGCUAUCCAUGCUUUUCAGUGUAUUGACGGAUUCUGAUUUCAACUGGAAAUUCUGGUAAGAGGAAGCUUGCUUCUAUUCACAGUUGCGAUAUUAAUUCCAAAUAAAUGUGCCUUUGAGCCCAAUACACUGCUGGGGAGGAGGAGGGUGGAGCUGAAACCACUUAAUGUCUCUGAAUUAUGUUUGGUGGCAGGUUUUUGGAAAAGCCGACUGUAUUUCAGCAGGUUGGCAUGACAAAUCAAGCUUCUGUUUUUACUGGGUGUAAAUCUUUUUUGCUGAACUCAAGUCACAAAUGCUGUGUUUAGAGGCGCUGCAUCAUCUCAGUCCCCAAAUAUUUCAGAGGGAGGUUUUGGCUGGUUUGGGGAGUGUGACUCUCCUUGUUUUGGAUUUUCCGGCAUGAAUCACUUUACCACUGAGAUACACAAGCAGAGGAUUAGAGCUUUCAUUUGGCUCCAGUGGAAGGGAGAAUACCCGGGAUGAGGGUUUGGUGGGCUUCCCACCAGCAUUUCACCUCCUUUAGCAAAGUUCCAUUUAUUAGAUUUUGCCAUAUAUUUUAUGCAGGAACGGUUUCUGGUCUUACGAAACCCCUGCUAUUUAUUUGCAUACACCAGUGUGCCUUUUCCAAGCUGCGGAUAGAAAUCCAUUAUUUGCUCAUUGCCUGUAGUUGCUUCCUCCAGCUCGUUUUGUGGGUUGACAAAUUAACCAUCAAACCCUUUAGUUUUGGCAUGAGUUCUCCUCUCCCCAGGUCUUAAAUAUGCUUUUUAAAAAAUUAUUUGCGGGGGUGGGUGGGAAUUUUUGCUUCCUUCUUCAUCUUGAAAUCCAGAAGUGUUGGUUGUUCCUCAGUGGUUCCCCCCUCCCCCUGCCCCCCAAAAAAGGCUAUAAAGAAGGGGAAACCUAAAUUUUCUGCGCGAUGAUCUCUGGAACUUUUAUCCUGUUUCUAACUUCGUUUAUGUUACUCGUCAGACAGAACAGAUAAGAUUCUUUUUUUAUAUAAAAAAAUAAUAAUAAUUCCCCCCAACCAAACCUGUGCAAAUUGUUCCAGAUGCUUUAAUGAAUACCACAAGGUUCUUUCAUCUUUCAGAGCUGACUCUUAAUUUUCCAGCUUCUUCGAGCUGAAUGGUUCUGGAACUAUGUAGCCACCCACCCAUCCGCCUCUUUCUCUUAUGUGCAUUCCCCCCCCUGCUGUGUACAUAUAUGUAAUAUAUAUAUAUAUAAUAGAUAUCCAAAAAGAUAUAUAUCUUUACCAGGGAGGGUUAAGCUUUUUUUAACCUUCUCUAGCAGCAGUGGCAGCUUGCUGGGAGUUUUGUGUGUAAUCAAAGAGGGUGGGCAUGUGCACAGAUGGAUUGAUGGAUGGGUCUCAUUCAUUCAUUCUCUCUUUCUUUUUCUCUCUCUCCCUCUCCCUCUCCCUUCCCUGGCUGCCCAGUGGAUGGGUCUCUUUAAACGUACAUCCCCACUCCUCUGUCUGUCUAUAUAAAUAUUAUAUAUAUAGAUAUAUAUAUAUAUAAAUAUAUUUUCAUUUGAUCUUAUCGGCUUCCUACUUGUAAAUAUGUUAAUAAUUUGUGGAUUCAUUACUUGGUGC